AUGUCACACAUUUCACAAUUUUUUAAUGUUGCUAUACUACAGAUUUCAAAAGACAUUGACCUUCUGCUAAUUGGAAAAACUGGGAAAGGAAAAAGUGCGCUAAGAAACAGUCUUUUAGCGAGAAAGGCUUUCGUUUCGACUGCAGAUUUUUCCUCUGUAACCGAUGUCAUUAAAGCUGAGCAGGGUUCAUUUAACGGACGUGUACUGAAAGUUGUUAAUACUCCAGGUGUAUGUGAUAUGAGAAUGAGCGAAGAGGAUUCAGUUAAAAUGGUUACAGAAAAAAUGAAUGAUGCUAUUGAAAUCAAUCCAGACGGGUAUCAUGCGUUUAUUUACGUUUUAAAAUUUGGAGAAAGAUUUACAGAAGAAGAUGUUAAUGUCUUGCUAAUACUUAAGAACAUAUUUGGAAGUGAGUUUGUAAACAAAUUUUGUAUUCUUGUACUGACAUGUGGUGACAACUUUGAAAAGCAAGUUACUAAUGAAACUGGAGAGACAUUUAAACAAUGGUGUGAUAAACAACAGGGUGUGUUUAAACAGCUGUUAGACGAGUGUGAGGGUAGAGUUGUAUUGUUUGAUAACUUUACAAAGGAAAACGAAGAAAUACAAAAACAGAAAACUGAUCUCAUCCAUGUAAUAGACAGGAUGCAAUCCAGUGGUAAGCGAUACACCGACACAUAUUUUGUUCAAGCAAAGGAGACAAGAGAUAAACUGCUGAUAGAAUGUAAAAUUCCAGCACUAAAAGACAAAAUACUUAAAGAAAUGGGCAUUAUUAUGUCAAGUUACAAUCAAAUGAACUUUGAGGAUCUCGAAAGUAAAAGAAAAUCAUUAUUAGAUUUAAAUGAAAAAACGAAGGUACUGCUACACGAUAUAUCAAAAGAGGACAAGGAAAGCGGGGCAUUAAGUACGAUAUUAAAAACUGUUAAAAAAACGAACAAAAUGGUUGAAAAUGAAAUUCGUGUAUGUGAGAUUUUAAUACACGAACAUAAUAAAUAUAAGGAAAUGAGAGAAAGUUUAUUACUAGAAAUAGAUACAUGCAAAACGAAAAUAGAUAUUUUAGACAAAAGCGAAAAACGAAAUGAUAAAAAAAUCACAAUAGAAAUCGAUGAACUUAAAGCAAAACUAGAACAGGCUAAAGCUACUAUAAAGAAAGAAGAAGAAUCAAAUAAGAAGAAAGUAUCAGAAAUGACUGACAAUUUUGAUAAGAAAAUCGCGGUUUACAAAAAUUUGGAGCAAUUUUACAAAGAACAAACUGAAAAAUUCGAGGAAAAAGUAGCGCAUUUAGAACAACAACUGAGGAGGCAAAGUAACCAAUUAUGUGAAAGCAUAAACAAGUUCAAAAUGCCAGAUAAUGUAGAUAGAUAUACACAUAAGGAAACAUGGGAACUUCACUUAAAAGAGUUAAAUCUAAGAGCUGAAAAUGAAAAACAAGAAUAUGAAACUAGGAUGUCUGUGUUAGAAUCAAACGCAGUUGAACAGAAAUUGAAACUUGAAAAACGUAUUGCAGAACUAAAAUCAAACGCAAAAGAAGAAAAAGAAUUAUACCAGCGAAAUCAAGCUUAUUGUGAAUCAAGAGCUAAAGAACAAAAAGAAAAUUAUGAACAAACGUUAACCGACAUAGAAACAAAAGUAAAAGAUCAGAAAUAUAUUUUUGAACACAAAAUUGCAGUUUUAGAAUCAAAAGCAAAAGAUCAGGUCGAAAUUAAUGAACAGAAAAUAGCGGAUUUAAAAUCAAAAGCAAAAUUUCAGAAAAAAAUUAAUGAACGAAAACUUGCAGAUUUGGAAUCAAAAGCAAAAGAUCAUAUUGAAAUUUAUGAACGAAAAAUAGCGGAUUUAGAAUUAAAAGCUAAGUUUCAGAAAGAAAUUAAUGAACAAACUAUUGCAGAUUUAAACCUAUUAGCUAAAGAUCAAAAGGAAACGUUUGAACUGAAACACAGUUAUUUAAUCUCAAUAGCAAAUGAACAAAAAGAAUCUUACGAACAAAAAAUAACAGAUUUUGAAAAAAAAAUAAAAGAACUGAUAGCAUCGCAUGGACAAAAAUUAAAGGAUCUAGCCUUACUUGAAGACGAGAAGCAACACAUUUACAAAUGUAACCUAGAUCGGAAAAACAAAUACAUCGAUGAUUUAGAAAACAGGCUUGUGCAGCAUAUUGUAAGACGAACUAUGUAUAUGUUUGAUCGUGAACAUUAG
Messenger RNA from Physella acuta, 2184 nucleotides. RefSeq lists its product as uncharacterized. The record is from RefSeq and is a predicted model, not a curated record. Gene Ontology annotation, molecular function: GTP binding. NCBI's taxonomy places the organism in Eukaryota, Metazoa, Mollusca, Gastropoda, Physidae.